AUAAAAAUGUUUUCAAUUAGAUUAAAGUUAUAUAAAUUUAAAAUUUUCUAAAAAGAAAGUGUACAUGCUAAAGAAUCCAUAAAAAGACUUUCUAUAUUUAAAUUUCUACUCAUUAAUAAAAUUGAUUAAGAACCAUCUAAUCGCAUAUUUAAAACACAGUUGCAUUAUGCAUAAUGGAUAUAAAAAUGUAUUAGAAUUUUAAUUACUAAACAGAUGGAGUGCAUAAAAACAAUAAACUACUUUUCAAUUAAACCCCAUACAAAAAGAUAUACAGAAAUGACUGGUACAUUGCCAGCUUUGGAUAUAGGAAAAGAAAUAAUAAAAAUCAUGCAGCCCGUUUUAAAUAUUUACCAAAAGCAAUAUAUAUUUAAGUUAUUUAUUCCAACACAAUUUGCGCAUAGAGUUUUCUUUGCCAACUCUCUUUAA
Messenger RNA from Nematocida parisii ERTm1, 426 nucleotides. RefSeq lists its product as uncharacterized. The transcript has a single exon. NCBI's taxonomy places the organism in Eukaryota, Fungi, Microsporidia. The record is from RefSeq and is a predicted model, not a curated record. The coding region runs from base 214 to 426 and encodes 70 amino acids.